AUGUCGUCAACCCAGCUGUUUCUCGGACUCAGUCUCUUCUUCGCGAAGCUACCGACCUCGCUGGAGACCCUAGAGAGCACCGUCAACGUCGGGAGGAGAGAAGGCAAGAGAUCAACAUGGACAUUUCGGCCAGCCAUUAACAGUGGCGCAACAUACCCAGAACGAGUACCCAGCAGUUCGACCAAGACCCGAGAAAUACCGUUCAUGCUCAGCUGCAGCUAUGGAGAAGGGAGGUCGUUCUACCAUCCUCAUCCAGAAGGCAAACUUGAGACCGGCAUUCAGCCUACCAAGGACAACUUACAGAGCUAG
This is a messenger RNA of Fonsecaea erecta, 309 nucleotides long. RefSeq lists its product as hypothetical. The transcript has a single exon. The coding region runs from base 1 to 309 and encodes 102 amino acids. The record is from RefSeq and is a predicted model, not a curated record. NCBI's taxonomy places the organism in Eukaryota, Fungi, Ascomycota, Eurotiomycetes, Chaetothyriales, Herpotrichiellaceae.